Pelobates fuscus (common spadefoot toad) is the source of this 1393-nucleotide messenger RNA. It is a transcript of the gene CD82, whose product is annotated as CD82 molecule. The record is from RefSeq and is a predicted model, not a curated record. The transcript has 9 exons. NCBI's taxonomy places the organism in Eukaryota, Metazoa, Chordata, Amphibia, Anura, Pelobatidae. Gene Ontology annotation, cellular component: plasma membrane. The coding region runs from base 113 to 871 and encodes 252 amino acids.
CAGUUUGCUGAGAAAGUUUGGAGAGAGCAGCUGCUGGGCUGAGAUCUGCUGGUUCCAGGGACAGAAAUCACCUUUACCUCCACUAACAUACAGGAUCUGACGCCUAGCAAAGAUGGCAAGCGACGGCUGCAUGAAAGUCACCAAAUAUUUCCUGUUCCUCUUCAACCUACUGUUUUUUAUCCUGGGGGCCGUGAUUCUUGGCUUCGGAAUAUGGAUUCUAGUGGAUAAAACCAGCUUCAUAGCCGUUCUCCAAAGUUCAUCUUCCUCUUUAAACAUUGGUGCCUACAUCCUUAUCGCAGUGGGUAGCCUUACGAUGGUGAUGGGAUUCCUCGGAUGCGUGGGAGCUGUGAAUGAGAGCCGUUGUCUGCUCGGAUUGUAUUUCUCCUUCCUCCUGAUCAUACUGAUUGCCCAGGUCGUAGCUGGCGUACUUAUCUAUUUCCAACGUGAAUCGCUGAAGAAAGAAAUGACCACAAUAAUUGAUAACUUGAUUCUGACAUACAACUAUAACGAUGGGAAAAACACAAGCGCUGAGAAUACUUGGGAUUACAUCCAGAGGAAUUUGAAAUGCUGCGGGUGGAUUAGCAGCCAGAACUGGACAGCAAAUCCUGAAGUUGCCAACAACACAGCCGUGUAUCCCUGCUCUUGUCUUGAAAACGAAUCCGAACAGAACGGCAUGUGCAGCCGAACUAACCAGACAAUCUAUGACAUAGGCUGUGCGCAAGGUGUGGAGAGCUGGCUGACAAAUAAUCUCGGGAUCAUUUUGGGUGUCUGUGUAGGAGUUGCAGUUAUUGAACUAUUGGGUCUCAUCCUGUCUAUAUGCCUGUGUCGCAACAUUCAGAACGAAGAUUAUACCAAGGUACCCAAAUACUGAAGAAUCUGAACGAUGAACUGAUCCUGUGUACAUCAAGGAAAGGGGGGCCAAAUGAAUGUCCCCCACCACCACAUGAACUUAUUUUCCUCUUCUCAGACAAGAUUAUAUAUAUGUAAAUGUCUUUAUACCCCAAAUCAUUCAAAAGGGGACAAUUGUUAGACUGGAAAAGUUAAAAUAUUUAGAAUUCCAGGAAUUUUUAUGUUACCAUAGCUGUACCUGCUGUCAUUGGUAUUGCCACACAGAAGAUGAAAUUUCAAGGAAAAUACUACAUUUGAUCGAUUUUUUUUUUAAAUUUUUUUUUUUUUGUCAGAAGUGAACAAAGCUUUUGGUAAUUAUUUUUUUAUUUUUUUACAAUUUUUUUUUAUUUUUUAUUAUUAAUUUUGUUCUUUAGUGUGCAGGCCAUGCAGGAAUGUUUAUAAGCACACAUAAGGUAAACAUUUAUUUUUGGUAGAUUGUUGGCAAGAUGUCAGCAAUGACAAAUCCUCUAAUGAACAGUUAGUUAUUUGGUCUUUAAAAGAAUAA